CACACGCGCUGCAGACAAUCCUACCAGAGGACAGGAAGCCAAACUAUGAAGCUUUAGUGCAUUUUGUAACAGCCACCUGAUGUUUUUAGCAUUUCGCUCCGUGUUUUCAACUCAACUCUGACUUUAAAAGGAGUCGCUUUUUGCACACUAAGUGUCCAUGUGGAUAAGAGAAAAAAAAAGUUUUCUGCCACGUUUUAAAAGCAUAACGGAUCGAUCCAUUUUGUUUUUAUUUUUCAUUUAUAUUAUAUUUGCUGUCAGGACGGCGGGACUUGUGUAGAAAGUUAGUUUCCUGAACUUUUUUCUUCUUCUUCUUCUUCUUCUUCGGGGCAGUUUGCAGAGAGAAGAAUGCUGCCCCAGCUCCUCACUCUGGCCUGCUGCUUUGGUUUUACCUCAGUCACUGCUAAUGUACUAAAAGCUGAGGGUUGGCUGCAGCAGUAUGGCUACCUGCCUCCAGGUGACGUCAGAGCUCAAGCCAUCCGUUCACCAAAGUCCAUUGAAACAGCGAUAUCAGCCAUGCAGAGGUUUUACGGUUUGACUGUCACCGGCUCCAUAGACGCCAACACGUUAGAGGCGAUGAGCCGGCCGCGAUGUGGCGUCCCAGACAAGUUCGGCCCGCAGCUGAAAACCAACCUGAGGAGGAAGAGAUACGCCGUGCAGGGUCUGAAGUGGGACAAGUCUGAGGUGACCUUCAGCAUACAGAACUACACCCCUAAGAUCGGAGAACAAGCCACAUAUGAAGCCAUCCGAAAAGCCUUCAAGGUGUGGGAGACCGCGAUCCCGCUCACCUUCAGGGAGAUCCCCUACAGCCACAUCAGAGAUAAGGUCGACAAGUUCGCGGACAUCAUGCUGUCGUUCUCAGAGGGUUUCCACGGCGACAGCACGCCUUUCGAUGGCGAGGGCGGCUUCCUGGCUCACGCUUACUUCCCCGGACACGGCAUCGGCGGAGACACACACUUUGACCUCGCUGAGCCCUGGACCACCGGGAAAACAGACCAGGGGGGUAAUGAUGUUUUCCUGGUGGCCGUCCAUGAGCUGGGUCAUGCUCUGGGUCUGGAGCACUCCAACGACCCCUCGGCCAUCAUGGCCCCAUUCUACCAGUGGUUUGAAACUGAAAACUUCCAGCUCCCAGACGACGACCGCAGAGGCAUCCAGGCGGUCUACGGAACCAAGUCUGGGGCUCCCCCUCCUCCUCCUAAACCUCGACCCACGAAGCCGUCCACCCCCGAAAACGGCCCCGACAUCUGUGAGGGACACUUUGACACCAUCGCUAUCCUCAGAGGGGAAAAGUUUGUAUUUAAGGACAAGUGGUUUUGGCGUGUGCGUAACAACAAGGUGUUGCCAGGUUACCCGAUGGCCAUCAGUCACUUCUGGAAGGGCCUGCCAUCAAACAUCAACGCCGCCUACGAGAGGGAUGAUGGGAAAUUUGUCUUCUUCAAGGGUGACAGGUACUGGGAGUUCAGUGAGAACAGCAUGGACAAGGGUUCCCCCAAGAGCCUGAAAGACCUGGGCACCGGUCUACCCAAAGAUAAGCUCGACGCCGCUCUCUUCUACACGCCGACGGGACAGACGUACUUCUUCAGAGGCACUAAGUACUACCGUUUCAACGAGAAGACUCGCACCGUGGACAGCGGCUAUCCGAAGCCCAUCAGCAUGUGGAGCGGUGCGCCGGACAACAUCAAAGCUGCCAUCAUGAGUGAAGACGGAUCUUACACUUACUUCUACAAAGCCAACAAGUACUGGAAAUUCAACAACCAGUACAUGAAGGUGGAGUCCGGCUACCCCAAGUCGGUGCUCAGUGACUGGAUGGGCUGCGAAGGCGAGGAGCCCAAGAAGGGUCGGGAAGAAGAGGUGAUCAUCAUCGAGGUGGACGAGUCGCAGAGCGGGGCCGGGCCGGCGGCUGUGGUGAUCCCUCUCCUCCUACUGGUGCUGGUGGUGGUCACUCUGGGAGCCCUUUUGUUCUUCAGGAAGUACGGCACGCCCCGACGCCUCCUCUACUGCCAGAGAUCCCUCCUGGACAAGGUGUAGACAGAGCGACGACGGGGGGGGAUUGACAGACUGCCACAGAGGGACAGAAAGAGAGGGAGAGAGAACGAGGGCCGGGUGAAGAUGGAAACUUGAGAGGGGGAAGAAAUGGAAGAGGAGGAGAGAGCAACUGGAGAAAAGACAGAAGAAACGGGGGAUAGGAGGGGGACGAUGGGUGGUUUGUAUGUGCCACAAAUGAGAGAAAAAAAGGCCCUAGAAACUGAAAUCAGGAAAAUGUGUAUUUGUAUGUUAACUAUUUACAUGUACUGCUCUGCGAUCAGAGAUUAACAACAUACCCACAAUCUCACAUAGAGAAGGGAAAUAUACAAAAAGACUCAUCAACGACUUCCCUCCCUCCUCUCCUCUCUCACAUCCCAGGUAUUAAAACAAAAAAAACUCCCUUCCCCUCCUUUAACUGGACGACUCCAGCUGAACUGCUGUCUGAUUCAUUUUUAAGUUCUGUGUUUCUCUUUGGGUUUUACUCAGAAAUUCAUCAACUCUGUCAAAAGUUUUUGCUCUGAAAUACAUUUGCUGUUGUUUUUUUUUUUUAAAUUCAUUCAUUUCGACGUGACCUUUUUGCUCUUUAACCCACUGUUUUGGCAAAGUUUUGAUAUUCGGCAAUGCAGUAUUUCCUGUAUUUCUUUAUUAGUUUUAUUCUACCACUAAUUAGGGCUGGGUAUCGGAUCUCAUACUUCUUUCGUACUGCCUGAUAUGUGUCUACUGCCAGCUGAUUAGA
Molecule: messenger RNA, 2758 nt
Organism: Sebastes umbrosus (honeycomb rockfish)
Lineage: Eukaryota; Metazoa; Chordata; Actinopteri; Perciformes; Sebastidae
Gene: mmp14a
Product: matrix metallopeptidase 14a (membrane-inserted)
Exons: 10
Coding region: 346-2025 (559 amino acids)
Biological process (GO): extracellular matrix organization; skeletal system development; zymogen activation
Cellular component (GO): extracellular matrix
Molecular function (GO): zinc ion binding; metalloendopeptidase activity
Source: RefSeq, a predicted model, not a curated record